AUGGCGCCGCCUCGCCGCAAGCACUCGCAGUCAUCUCCCCCACCUGAUUCCACUCCUCCGCGCCGCAAGUCCGCUCGUCUGGCAGAGGCGCAGGCUGGAAGGCCCGCACGGCAGCCGUUCAUUCCCUUGUCAUUCAUGUCUACAGACACUACUGAACCCGCAGACACGUGGCCAACACUUGCAACAACGGCUAAAAACCGGAUAGCGCAAUAUAAGCCUGCCGAGCGAGCCCAUGAAGCAAAACUUCCGCGUUCUUUAGACACAUUCCUUCAUUGGCUCCCGGAAGGGGGCCGUGUCACAUGA
Aspergillus thermomutatus is the source of this 303-nucleotide messenger RNA. RefSeq lists its product as uncharacterized. Lineage: Eukaryota; Fungi; Ascomycota; Eurotiomycetes; Eurotiales; Aspergillaceae. The record is from RefSeq and is a predicted model, not a curated record. Bases 1 to 303 code for a protein of 100 amino acids. The transcript has a single exon.